Naegleria gruberi is the source of this 1374-nucleotide messenger RNA. RefSeq lists its product as uncharacterized. The transcript is spliced from 2 exons. Lineage: Eukaryota; Heterolobosea; Eutetramitea; Acrasida; Naegleriidae. The coding region runs from base 1 to 1374 and encodes 457 amino acids. The record is from RefSeq and is a predicted model, not a curated record.
AUGAUUGAAGUUGAACCAAUGAAACCCGUUCGCAUUAUUUGUGAACUCAAGGCUACACCAAAUGAUGCUGUUGAUGAUGAUCAGAACAAUAACACAGAGCAGAAAAAUCCAAAGGAUGAAUUUGGUUAUCCAAAGACAAGCCUUGAAUAUAUUACAAAAUAUUAUCAAGAUCAUCCGGAGGAGAGCAGCAAUCCAGAGAAUUUUGCAAUUAUUGUCGGAUCCGAUAAUUAUGAUGGUACUCAUGUCAAGGCGAUGAUAUUUGAUCUUGAAAAGUAUAACAUUAAAGAUGUUAUUGCUAUGGAAACUACAGUAAUAUUUCUGGCAAAGAAUGGAGUUUGCUAUUGUUUAUUAUAUGAAGAAAGCAAUUAUUGGACUCAUAGAUUGAACAAUGCUAACGAGAUUAAUGGAGAAAUUGCAUAUGCAGCUACAUUUUCGUUGGAAGAUCCUGUAGAGAGAGUCAUAGCAAGAGAAGGUGUCAUGUUUAUUACAAAAUCAGGAAGAUUGAUUUAUUGGAAUAGGAGUGACAAUUUGGAGUUUGAACCGGCCCAGUUUGAUUAUGAAAAAAUUGUUGACAUUGCAUUAGGUGAUGGUCACACUUUAUUCCUAUCAGAAAAUGGUAACUUAUAUGGAUAUGGAAGCAAUACUGCUGGUCAAUUAGGUAAUGACAUCUCUCACAAAUCACAUCAUGUAAAAUUUAAUAUUUCACACAUACCUGACCGUAUUGUAAAGGUUUACGCUACCUACAAUACAACUCUAGUUUUAACUGAAUCAGGUCAUGUAUACUCAUGUGGAGAUAGCUCAUAUGGAGCUCACGGACAUGCUAAUUAUACUGAAGGAGGAGGACUUUGCAAAAUUGAUUUUCCACACAGGGUUGUGGAUAUUUUCCCUGGUCUGUUCUUUGUGGCACUAAAAACUAUUCAAGACGAGUAUUAUGUAUUUGGCUAUAACAACAUGUCACAAUUUGGACAGUCACAUACUAUUGAAGAAAGAAUUAAUGGACCUCAUUAUUUAGAUACAUUCCAACAAGAAAAUAUAGAAAGAUUGUCAUGUGGAGGUUAUCAUUCAUUAAUUGUUACAAAGGAUCAGAGAGUAUACAUUGCUGGAUGGCCAAUCGCACAUGAUUGUUUUCCUUCCAAGGAAAAAACAUAUCAUUUUGUCGAUGUGAAUGCAAUUCUUGGAAGAAAAAUACCACUUCCUUCAUAUACCGAAUUAUAUGCCACAACUGGACUAUACUAUAUAUUGAUACAAUCAAAGUCAAAAUCUACAAAUAGGUUUAAUUUCAAAAAGAGUUACAAAAUUUGUGACAUUUCAUUCAAUUUUGAAACAAAUACCAUAGAACCAUAUCCUGCAUUCAUGAACGAUGAAUAUCAUUAG